This is a messenger RNA of Boeremia exigua, 1102 nucleotides long. RefSeq lists its product as uncharacterized. The transcript has a single exon. NCBI's taxonomy places the organism in Eukaryota, Fungi, Ascomycota, Dothideomycetes, Pleosporales, Didymellaceae. The coding region runs from base 188 to 1099 and encodes 303 amino acids. The record is from RefSeq and is a predicted model, not a curated record.
AAUUUGCAAACGUUUAAGCUAAGCCUGCACGAAAGUUAAAAGCACACUUCUCUCUGGUCAUUUUGAUUUUCUGGGACAGUUCAAACUCCUUACUGCUUGCUUUUCAACAACUGUCGCUUGCGGUAUCUUUACACCUACGCGCCGGGCUAUAGACAACAGACAGUUGUUCGUAUUUACCCCUACCACAAUGAAGGGCGUCCAUUUCAACCCAGCCACGGAUAUUCAUUCCUUGCAGGGCACGACUAUUCUUGUUACAGGAGGAAACAGUGGCCUAGGGAAGCACUCCAUCCUCGAGUUCGCAAAACACGGUCCAGCGGAGAUAUGGCUUGGGGCUCGCAGUACCAACAAAGCUCAAGAAGCCAUCAACGACAUCAAGAAACGGGUGCCUAAUGCUCCGCCUAUCAAGAUACUCAAGAUGGAUCUAUCUUCUCUUGAAUCAAUUCGCGAAGCGGCUACGAGUUUUCUCCAGCAAGCGCAACGCCUUGAUGUUCUUCUUCUUAACGCUGGUCUCAUGACCGUCGACCAUGGUCUCACCCAGGACGGCUAUGAAGUCCAAUUCGGUACCAACCAUGUGGGACAUGCCCUUUUUGUAAAACUCGUCCUCGCAACUUUGCUGAAUACGGCUGAGCAACCUGGAACUGAUGUUCGAGUGGUCCUGCUUUCCUCGUCAGUCCAUUCGAACUCGACCAAGGAGGGCAUCGACUUCACAAUACUCAAAACAAAGGCAGAGAAGAUUGCUGCCACCACUUUAUAUGGCCAGAGCAAGCUCGCCAACAUUCUCUACGGACAAGAGCUUGCUAAACGAUACCCCCAGCUUAAAAUAGCGUCUGUUCACCCCGGAAUUGUGAGCACCAACCUAACUACUGCGAUGAAGGAAACUAGUUUUACAAUGCGUGUUAUAAGCACAGCUUUUGUUGCCGCGCUUGGACAGCCUGUUGAAAAAGGUGCGCUUAACCAGUUGUGGGCAUCGACUAGCGCAGAUGUUAGAUCUGGGGAAUACUAUGAGCCUGUCGGUGUGAACGGCAAAGGAUCCAAAUGGACCAAAAGCCCUGAGCUAGCUAAGAAGCUUUGGAAUUGGACAGAGGAGGAGCUUGAAUAGGAC